AUGACUAUUAUUGAUAAAAAGAAAAAUUUAAUUCGAAUAGCUAUCGAUCGUGGUGGGACUUUCACAGACGUUAUUGCUAAUCCCGGCUCAGGAAAACCAGAAGACGAUUUGGUGAUCAAGUUACUUUCAGUUGAUCCUAAAAACUAUAGAGAUGCCCCGUUAGAAGGUAUUAGAAGGGUAUUAGAAAAAUUUGAAAAUAAGAGUAUCCCCCGUAAUGUACCUUUAGACAUUUCUAACAUUGCAUCUAUUAGAAUGGGGACCACAUUAGCAACCAACUGUGCAUUAGAGAGAACUGGCGAACGUUGUGCUCUUUUGGUUACCAAGGGGUUUAGGGAUGCCUUAUUGAUCGGUGAUCAAACUAGGCCUGAUAUCUUCGACUUAAACAUCAGAAAAUGUAAACCCUUAUAUGAAAUUGUUGCUGAAGUCGAUGAAAGGGUUACUCUGGAAGAUUACACAGAGCAACUGCCAUUUAAAAAAUCCAUAGUUUCUAAAGAAAAAAACACUUUGACUGGAAAGAGUGGUGAGGUUGUUCGUAUAUUAAAGGAACUGGAUGUGAAGUCAGUUGAAAAUUUAUUAUCAAAUAUAUAUAACAAAGGGAUUAGAUCAAUUGCUGUAUCCUUUCUUCAUUCUUAUACAUAUCCGGAACAUGAAUUGUUAGUAGGCACAAUUGCUAAGAAGAUUGGUUUUAAACAUGUUUCACUAUCCUGCAAAACUUCACCUAUGAUAAAAUUUUUACCAAGAGCCCACAGUUCUGUAGCAGAUGCAUAUCUAACUCCCGUUAUUAAAGAAUAUCUCGACAGUAUAUUUCAUGGUCUAACUAAUUGGGAAAAUACAAGUGUUCAAUUUAUGCAAUCAGAUGGUGGAUUAGUAGACAGAAACAAGUUUUCUGGUUUAAAAUCCAUUUUAUCAGGUCCGGCAGGUGGUGUAGUAGGCUACUCAACUACUUGUUAUGAUAAGACUAAUAAUAUUCCUUUGAUUGGCUUUGAUAUGGGAGGCACAUCAACUGAUGUUAGUAGAUUUGGAGAUAACAAGUUGGAACACGUCUUUGAAACGACCACAGCAGGAAUAAUCAUUCAGUCACCUCAAUUGAAUAUCCACACUGUUGCAGCUGGAGGCAGUUCCAUACUUUCAUGGGAAAAUGGUAUGUUUAAAGUAGGCCCUGGUUCUGCUACGGCUGAUCCAGGCCCUGCUGCCUACAGAAAAGGUGGACCAUUGACUAUUACAGAUGCUAAUCUAUUUUUGGGUAGAUUAGUCCCAGAAUUUUUCCCUAAAAUUUUUGGUCCAAAUGAGAAUGAACCCCUAGAUUUAGCAACCACGACCAAGCUAUUUAAUGAAAUCACAACAGUAAUUAAUAAAGACCUACAUUCAAAUUUUACUCCUGAAGAAGUUGCAUAUGGUUUCAUCAAUGUUGCCAACGAAGUGAUGGCUAGACCCAUUAGAGCAAUUACUGAGGCUAAGGGCCACAUUGUAUCAGACCAUUAUUUAAUCACUUUUGGUGGUGCUGGUGGACAGCAUGCAGUUGCAGUAGCGGAAGCCCUAGGAAUCAAGACUGUUAUUGCUCAUAGAUACUCUUCCAUUCUGUCUGCUUAUGGUAUAUAUUUAGCUGAUGUGGUUGAAGAAAGACAAGAACCGUGCUCAUAUGUUUUAGGAUCACCAGAAACCACCUCUUUUAUCAAUGAUAGGUUUAAUAAAUUAACUCAUGAGUGUAUCUCCGAAUUAGUUAAGCAAGGGUUUUCCCUAGAAGAUAUAGAAGUACAAAAAUACUUAAAUUUAAGAUAUGAAACUACUGAAACAGCCUUAAUGAUUAUGCAAGUGGGAAUAAAUUGUGAUUUCAAGUCACUUUUCCAUGAUAGUUACAAGAGAGAAUUCGGUUUUGCAUUUGAAAACAAAAACAUCAUUGUAGAUGACAUUAGAGUAAGAACUAUUGGAAAAUCGCAUGUUCGUGAACAGCACUCAGUGGACGAAGAGAUGAAAGCUAUCAAGACCUUCAACCCUGUUAAUAUAUCUAAGGAAGCUAGUUUUUUUAAAGAUGUUUAUUUUAAUGGUGGUUUUAUACAAACACCAAUUUAUAGAAUUGGUAAUAUGAAAGUUGGGACAGUUGUAUCUGGUCCUGCUAUAUUAGCUGAUGGUACCCAAACAAAUAUCAUUCCACCUAAUGCAGAAGCAACUGUAUUAAAAGCCCAUAUUUUUAUCAAGAUAAAGGAAAAGCAUGUUUUAAAAGAAAAGGAAAAGGAUGACUUUGUUGAUCCUAUAAUGUUAUCUAUAUUUAGCCAUAGAUUCAUGGAUAUUGCUGAACAGAUGGGAACACAAUUAAGAAAGACUUCAGUGUCUACUAAUGUAAAGGAAAGGUUAGAUUUUUCUUGUGCACUUUUUGACCAGACUGGUGGAUUGGUUGCAAAUGCACCACACGUACCUGUCCACUUAGGAUCUAUGUCUACAUGCAUUGCAGCUCAAGCUAAAUUAUGGAAAGGGAAAUUGAAACCUGGUGAUGUAAUCAUUACUAACCAUCCAGAUAUUGGUGGAACCCAUUUGCCUGAUAUCACUGUAAUCACCCCAGCCUUUUCUAAAAAAGGUGAGCUAUUGUUUUAUGUUGCCUCUAGAGCACAUCACGCAGAUAUUGGAGGUAUUCUUCCUGGAUCAAUCCCUCCAAAUUCAAAAGAACUAUACGAAGAAGGUGCCACCAUAUUCUCCGAAUUGUUGAUAAAGAAUGGUAUCUUCCAAGAGGAUUUGGUAUACAAAUUAUUUGUCGAAGAACCUUCAAAAUAUCCUGGCUGUUCGGGUGCAAGAAGAAUUAGUGACAAUAUUAGUGAUUUGAAGGCACAAGUUGCAGCUAACACAAAGGGUAUUCAACUAAUUGAACAAUUGGUUGAUACAUUUUCUUUCCCAAUGACCUUAAAGUACAUGGUUGCUAUCCAAAACAAUGCUUCAGAAACAAUUAAAGACACACUAAAAAAGUUGGUGCAGCAUUUUGGUUCAAGUAUAUUUGAAGGUGAGGAUUACAUGGAUGAUGGUUCUGUUAUUAAAUUAAAAGUGACGUUAGAUGUUGAUGCUGAAAAUUAUAUCUUCGAUUUUACUGGUACCUCUCCCCAAAUAUAUGGGAAUAUUAAUGCUCCAAUUGCCAUUACUAACUCUGCGAUAUUGUAUUCUUUGAGAUGUCUUGUAGGGGAAGACAUCCCACUGAAUCAAGGUUGUCUAGAGCCAAUAACUAUUAUAAUACCUAGUGGCUCAAUCUUGAAUCCAAACUGCGGUGCUGCUGUUGUAGGUGGAAAUGUGCUAACAUCACAGCGUGUUACCGAUGUUAUAUUAAAAACAUUAAAUGUUAUGGCAGAUUCUCAAGGCGAUUGUAAUAACUUUACUUUUGGUUGUAGUGAUGUUAUAGAUCCAAAGACAGAUGAAGUAAUUAGAGGUUUUGGAUACUAUGAAACAAUAUGUGGUGGAUCUGGUGCUGGUUGUGAUUCUUGGAUGGGUCCUGGAUGGAAUGGUUGCGAUGCGGUGCAUACCAAUAUGACAAAUACACGAAUGACUGAUGUUGAGGUGUUUGAAAGACGCUAUCCGGUAAUAUUGAGAGAGUUUUCAAUAAGAGAAGGAUCUGGUGGUGCUGGGAAAUACACCGGUGGAAAUGGUGUAAUUCGGGAUGUAGAAUUUAGAAUCCCUGUAACCGCUUCUAUAUUAUCUGAAAGAAGAGCAAUCGCUCCUCAUGGAUUGCAUGGAGGUAAAGAUGGUCAACGUGGACAAAACAUAUGGAUCAGAAAAGAUACAAACGCGACCAUUAACAUUGGAGGUAAGAAUUCCUUUCAAGCUAAACCAGGAGAUAGAUUAAUAAUUAUGACUCCAGGUGGUGGUGGCGUGGGUGAAGUGUGA
Messenger RNA from Arxiozyma heterogenica, 3861 nucleotides. RefSeq names its product 5-oxoprolinase (gene OXP1). NCBI's taxonomy places the organism in Eukaryota, Fungi, Ascomycota, Saccharomycetes, Saccharomycetales, Saccharomycetaceae. Gene Ontology annotation, biological process: glutathione metabolic process. The coding region runs from base 1 to 3861 and encodes 1286 amino acids. Gene Ontology annotation, molecular function: 5-oxoprolinase (ATP-hydrolyzing) activity. Gene Ontology annotation, cellular component: cytosol. The transcript has a single exon. The record is from RefSeq and is a predicted model, not a curated record.